Penicillium riverlandense is the source of this 2223-nucleotide messenger RNA. RefSeq lists its product as uncharacterized. The coding region runs from base 1 to 2223 and encodes 740 amino acids. The record is from RefSeq and is a predicted model, not a curated record. The transcript is spliced from 3 exons. NCBI's taxonomy places the organism in Eukaryota, Fungi, Ascomycota, Eurotiomycetes, Eurotiales, Aspergillaceae. Gene Ontology annotation, biological process: DNA-templated transcription; regulation of DNA-templated transcription. Gene Ontology annotation, cellular component: nucleus. Gene Ontology annotation, molecular function: transcription cis-regulatory region binding; zinc ion binding; DNA-binding transcription factor activity, RNA polymerase II-specific.
AUGACAGGGACGCCCACUUCUCCCUAUGGUGACCCAGGCGCAACUCCGACGGUGCCCACGGCGCAGCAGCUGAACAGAUCCUGUGAGUCUUGUAGAAGUCUCAAGGUCCGCUGUCUGCCCAACCCGGCCACCCCUAAUCAGUGCCAGCGAUGCGCCAAGGGGAAAAAGGCCUGCCUUUUCGUAGCUCCGCAACGGCGCCGGCCGCGCAAGCGGACUGACUCGCGGGUCGCCCAGCUGGAGAAAGAGAUGCGUAUGAUGCGCUCGCUGCUCAAAGAUCGUAUCCGCGAAGAGAGCGAGCCGGAAUCGCCGGACGGCAGUGACGGUGACCCUGCAGACAACGACGACGAUAUGCCCUUCCAGGAUCGACUGCCUUCGUCCAGCCACGCCUCAGGCUCUGCGGGUUUGAUGGACUACUCGCCAGAGCUGCUAAAUGCCGGCCACAAUACUGGCCAUCCAUAUAUUUCGACCAGAUUCUCGCCAGGCCCCGAAAUGCGCCAGCCUUAUGACGACGUCGUUGAUCGAGGUAUCAUCUCCCUCGAAGACGCGGGCCAACUCGUCUCUUUUUAUAACAACGAACUCGCUCCAUUUUUCCCUCUGGUCGUUUUGCCCUCAAAUACCACUGCCACGGCCCUGCGGCAUUCCAAGCCGAUCCUCUUCCUCUCCGUGAUCUCUGCCGCAGCGAUCGCCAUCGACGCAAAUCUAGCGGCUGUUCUUAAUCGGGAAAUGGUUCGAAUAUAUGCGGAACGCUUCUUUAUUGAGGGCGAAAAGUCACUCGAGCUGGUGCAGGCGCUGCUGCUCAUGAUUGUCUUUUAUUAUCCGCCAGACUCUCCCUUGAAACUGCAGUUUUAUCAGUAUACGCACAUCGCCUCUACCAUGGCUUUGGAGAUCGGACUUGCCAGUAAGCGCCGCGUAUCGAACAAGAAGUCCGGUGACAGAAAGAGCCGGUACGAGCCUUAUGACGAGCUCCUAGCAGAACAGGCGCGUGCAGUUCUCGGGUGCUAUAAUUUAGGAUCUACUGUCGCCAUGAAAACCCGCCGGCCCAAUUUGCUUCAGUUCAAUAACUGGAUGGCUGAGUGCGUUAAACACUUGGAACAAUCGCCAAACCGUAUAGACCAGCAUCUAGCGGUGUGGUUCGAGCUCCAGAGGAUCACCGACGAAGCAAUGGCAUCUUUCGGUCUGGAUGACACCAGCUCCGUCUCGAUGCUGACCGAAUCGCGUGUUCAGGCUGUGCUGCGGUGGUUCGAUAAGCGGGUGGAGGAAUGGAGAAGAAAGAUCCCAUCUGAGAUGCUGAAUGUGCCCUUGACCCUCGAAUACCGCGCCACCAUUCUCGCCAUGUACGAGUUAGGCAUAGGAGAAGGGUAUCGAGAACCUGAUGCUGUCAAGAACCGGUUCUACACUCUUCCCACCCCCGACGAAGAUGGGAGUCUGCAGGUACCGCUGAGUGCCAUCCGUAUUGAUAUCAACAUGAAAUGGAUGCACGCAGCCCAUGAGAUGCUCGACGCCGUGAUGUCCUGCAGCACGGACACGAUGCGCAAGAUGCCCAACCAUAUGUAUACCCGCGCUGUAAUUGCAAUGACCUCGCUUCUGAAGAUUCAUUUCUCGGUGCGCACGGGUGCUCUGAGCGAGGUGGUCACCACGGACACCGUGAACGUGAGCUAUUAUCUUGACGCCCUAUCAAACAAGCUGGGUGAGGCGAGCGGCGGUGGCAACUAUAAGAUUCCCAGUCGGUGGUACCACGUCGUCGCGGUCAAGGGCCGCGACUGGUAUACCCGUGUUGAGGCACGAUAUGCGGCUCAAUCGAGUAAUUUGGGACACAGCGUUGUCUCCGCGAGCCCGUCUACCGAAUCCGUGCCCGGCCAGAUGCCCGCCACCCAGGACCCAACAGCGCCCCCCGUAGAUCAUGUGCACAAUCCAUCCGCUAUGGAUUCCUUCUCUGUUCCUCAAAGCGUGGCUCAUAUGCCCUCGGGUAUUGGAAGCAUUCGCGAAGGUUAUGUUGCCAUGAGCGGCGCCGGCAUGUGGCCUGCAGACAAUGGCGCAAGCCAUAAUGCUGCUCUCUUCCAGUCGAUUCCAGACGGCUAUCAGAACCCGCAGACAACAGCUGGACUUGCACAGUUUUCUUUUGAUCCACAAAGGCAGCCGCAGAUGCCUGGUACAGGCAUGGAGCUGGAUGGGUGGUUGCCCGACGGCAGCAUUUUUGGUAUGCCACCAUUGCCGGAGUUUUGA